Raphanus sativus (radish) is the source of this 611-nucleotide messenger RNA. RefSeq lists its product as uncharacterized. The annotation marks the transcript as partial. NCBI's taxonomy places the organism in Eukaryota, Viridiplantae, Streptophyta, Magnoliopsida, Brassicales, Brassicaceae. The transcript has a single exon. The record is from RefSeq and is a predicted model, not a curated record.
GUCAGAUAAUGGAGGAAACAAGAAGUACGAGGAUACGUUAGAGGGGCUGAACAAGGUCAAAGCUAUGGGAGAUCCUUUUGGUGACGAGUAUAAGAAUCAGAUGGAGUCUGUACGCGCGGAUCAGCUUAUUCUUUUAGGGAAGUUCCAUGAGCUUGCGGUGAAGCUUGAUAGUAAAAAGAAGAUAUUCAAGAAAAAGAGGAGAUGGGUGACUAUUCUUUACGCUACCGCGGCUAUGUCUUUUUUGGCCGCAGAGAUUUGUAUAUGCAUAGUCAUACCUCCGUUGGGGUUGUAUACUGCGGUUGCGGCUGCCACUGGGGUGAACUACGUGAUUGGAACUGUAGGAGUAUUGGUCAAUGUGGUGUUGAAGAACCGUGAGAAGGAUUUGGAUAGACAGAAAGAGGUGGUCGAUAUAAUGAAGGACAGCACGGAUGUCAACAUCCAAAUGACAAAUACGGUACAUAGCCUAGUCGAGAAGCUUACUGUGAGUCUCUCAUCGAUUUUGUUUUCAGUGGAGCAUGCUGUGGUUGAAAGAGAAGAGGUGGCCGUAAAAAAUUUGAUGGAAGCAAUCCGUGACGAAGUGGAUACGUUUGCUACGGCUGUCAAGGAAGUUG